CGCAACCGCUCGGCGCCGCGCCGCUCCGCCGCCGGCCCGCGCCGCAACGCCUGCCUCUCCGUCAAGCCCUACCUCAACUUCCUGCACGAGCUGCGCCACCAGCUUCGGGACAUCCAGGAGAUACAAGUGAUUCACCAGGGGGAGCGGCAGUGGCGCAGCAUGACGGCCCACGAGAAGCGGCCGUACUACCAGCUGGCGGCGCGCGCGCGCAACUACUACAGCCUGCGCCGGCGGCGCAAGGCCACGUGCGUGGAGUGCGGCUCGCCCUUGUGGGCGUGGCCGUUCCGGAGCACGCUGGCGCGGGCGGGGAAGACGUUGUGGCGGCGCAAGAAGCCGUCUCGCAACCGCCGC
Molecule: messenger RNA, 351 nt
Organism: Gryllus bimaculatus (two-spotted cricket)
Lineage: Eukaryota; Metazoa; Arthropoda; Insecta; Orthoptera; Gryllidae
Source: the annotation of a GenBank genome assembly